UCUAAAUGCACUGACCCCGCCCCCCUCGCCCGCCCUUCAGGCGCCCAGCGUCCUGGCGAGCUCCGGCAGCUCUGAGGAGGACCUCCUCGCCAACUGGCAGCGCAUGUUUGUGGAGAAGAUGGCGCCGACGUGCGACGGCUCCAUGGUUCACCGCACGGCGUUCAGCAGCCAGACGGCUCAGGAGCUGCAGAGACGGAGGCCCACGCCAGGAGGUGGGACCUCCUCUUCCUCUGACCGCCACAGAGCGGCGUACUCGGACGGCGAGGAGGGCUCGUCGGCGCGGAGCUGGACGCCGAGCCGCGGCUCCAGCCUCGACACCGACACCGACACUGAGCCUCGGCCCGGCAGGAAGGGGCGCUACGGCGGCGAUGGCUCCACAGAGGAGGGCGAGAGGCUGCUGAUGAACCUGGAGGACGAUGGCGGCAGUGGGGACACAGCGGUCACCGUGGCGACCAGCCCCGCCGACACCCGCAGGAAGGAGUUAGAGGAAGAGGAGGAGGAGGAGGAAGAGGAGGAGAGCUCCACGGAGGAGAGAGACGUCCUCCCCCACGACCUGCCCGUCAUCUCGCCCCGCCUCCUUGACUACGACCCCGCCCUCGCCGCCGCCCCGCAGCGUCCGCAGAAGAGCCCGAAGAGGAUGGGCGUGCACCACCUGCACCGCAAAGACAGCCUGACCCGAGCCCAGGAGCAAGGCACGCUGCUGGACUGACCCCGCCCCCAACGCUGACCCGCCCGCCACAGAGGUCAGAGGUCACGCCCAUCCAGGAGAUAGCCAUGCUCUACUGUAUGCUGCCGAGCACACGUGUGUGUGUGUGUGUGUGUGUGU
Molecule: messenger RNA, 826 nt
Organism: Plectropomus leopardus (leopard coralgrouper)
Lineage: Eukaryota; Metazoa; Chordata; Actinopteri; Perciformes; Serranidae
Source: RefSeq, a predicted model, not a curated record